UGCCGUGAGGCUGCAAAUAAAGCAGAUGUGUUUGUGAAUUUCAGUAGUGUCUAGACUUUCUUUUACCAAAGUUGAUGAUACAGCAUUUAACCUGAGGUGUUUUCUUUAUUUUGCAUUUUGUUCCUCUUCAUCCUUUAUUUUAAGUACUCGCAUAUGGGAAUGAAAUGGAGAAAUUAAGGAAAUAUAUGUCAGCAAGAGAUGAGGAUCAGUUUUAUCAUCAGGGAGCUGUGGAAUUGCUGGUCUUUAACUUUUUGCUCAUUCUUACAAUAUUAACAAUUUGGUUAUUUAAAAAUCAUCGAUUCCGCUUUUUGCAUGAAACUGGAGGAGCCAUGGUUUAUGGUCUCCUAAUGGGAUUAAUUAUACGAUAUGCAACAACACCAACAGACUUUGAAAGUGGAACUGUCUAUCCUUGUGAGAAGCUGAAGUUUGGCCCACCCACUCUACUUGUUAAUAUAACAAACCAAGUAUAUGAAUAUCAGUACAAAAGGGAAAUCAGCCAACACAACAUUAAUGCUCACCAAGGCAAUGCAAUGCUUCAAAAGAUGACAUUUGAUCCUUCGAUCUUCUUCAAUGUUUUACUGCCACCCAUUAUAUUUCAUGCUGGAUAUAGUUUAAAGAAGAGACAUUUUUUUCGUAAUUUGGGAUCAAUUUUAACAUAUGCCUUUUUGGGAACUGCCAUCUCUUGCAUUGUUAUAGGGUUGAUAAUGUAUGGCUUUGUGAAGGCCAUGCUACAUGUUGGCCAGUUAAAAGGAGGGGAUUUUCACUUCACGGACUGUUUAUUUUUUGGCUCGUUGAUGUCUGCUACAGACCCAGUGACAGUUCUGGCUAUUUUCCACGAGCUGCAUGUGGAUACAGAUCUGUAUACCCUCCUUUUUGGAGAGAGUGUCCUAAAUGAUGCUGUGGCUAUAGUUCUCACAUAUUCGAUUUCUGUUUACAGUCCCAAGGAGAAUCCUAACACAUUUGAUGCUGCUGCUUUCUUCCAGUCUGUGGGAAAUUUCCUGGGGAUCUUUGCUGGAUCGUUUGCAAUGGGGUCCUCAUACGCUGUUGUCACAGCUUUAUUGACAAAAUUUACAAAGCUGUGUGAGUUCCCCAUGUUGGAAACAGGCCUGUUCUUCCUCCUGUCUUGGAGUGCCUUCCUGUCAGCAGAAGCUGCUGGUCUUACAGGAAUUGUUGCAGUCCUUUUUUGUGGAGUCACACAGGCCCAUUAUACCUACAACAAUCUGUCAUCCGAGUCCAAAAUGAGAACUAAACAGUUGUUCGAGUUCAUGAAUUUCUUGGCCGAGAAUGUCAUCUUCUGUUACAUGGGGCUUGCACUAUUCACAUUCCAAAAUCAUAUAUUUAAUGCUCUCUUUAUAUUUGGGGCAUUUGUGGCAAUUUUCAUAGCAAGAGCAUGUAACAUAUACCCACUUUCUUUCAUUCUGAAUUUGGGUCGAAAACAAAAGAUUCCCAGGAACUUUCAACACAUGAUGAUGUUUUCAGGUUUACGUGGUGCAAUAGCGUUUGCACUGGCUAUUCGGGACACAGAAUCUCAACCCAAACAAAUGAUGUUUACCACAACACUGCUUAUUGUGUUUUUCACAGUCUGGGUUUUUGGUGGGGGCACCACGCCGAUGCUCACAUGGCUUCAGAUCAGAGUUGGCAUAGAUCCAGAUGAAGAUCUGAAAGCAGAAACUGCAAGCCAGAAAGCAACUACUGCAGAUAAGAACACAACCAAGGCUGAGAGUGCGUGGCUGUUCAGAAUAUGGUAUGGGUUUGAUCAUAAAUAUCUGAAACCCAUUUUAACCCAUGCUGGUCCACCGCUUACAACAACAUUACCUGAAUGGUGUAAUCCUAUUGCCAGACUGCUAACUAGCCCUAGAGCAUAUGGAGAGCAGCUGAAGGAUGAUGACAUGGACUGUAUCGUGAAUAAUGAUGAACUGACUAUAAAUUAUGAAGACCCCAAUCCUGUUCCAGUGCCGGCACAGGCCAGAAUAGACUCACCCCAGACUCCAGGCAAGGAAAACAUUCAUGAAGGAGACCUUGGAUUAGGAGGAUGUGAACUCCAGUUGGAGCACACUCCAGCACAUACCCAGUUGAAUUCAUUAGCAUGA
This is a messenger RNA of Emys orbicularis (European pond turtle), 2090 nucleotides long. It is a transcript of the gene SLC9A9, whose product is annotated as solute carrier family 9 member A9. The record is from RefSeq and is a predicted model, not a curated record. The transcript has 16 exons. Gene Ontology annotation, molecular function: sodium:proton antiporter activity; potassium:proton antiporter activity. Lineage: Eukaryota; Metazoa; Chordata; Testudines; Emydidae. Bases 165 to 2090 code for a protein of 641 amino acids. Gene Ontology annotation, cellular component: plasma membrane; recycling endosome. Gene Ontology annotation, biological process: potassium ion transmembrane transport; sodium ion import across plasma membrane; proton transmembrane transport.